This is a messenger RNA of Brachypodium distachyon (stiff brome), 690 nucleotides long. RefSeq lists its product as uncharacterized. Bases 75 to 539 code for a protein of 154 amino acids. The record is from RefSeq and is a predicted model, not a curated record. The transcript is spliced from 4 exons. Lineage: Eukaryota; Viridiplantae; Streptophyta; Magnoliopsida; Poales; Poaceae.
CGCUUUCUCCUCUUCUUCCUCCUUUUUCUCGUGUCUUCUUCUCCGGCGAGCACUGCGCCGUCGCCGUGGACGGCAUGGACGCCCAGACGACUUGGAGGACGGGGGCGGCGGUCUCGAGGCUGUCUUACAGGAACGCCACCGUUGCCGUGUGCGCCAUCAACGUCCUCGCGGUAGCCCUCCUCCUCCGCAAUCACUUCUCGUCCUGGCCGCGCCUCGCCGGCGGGCACCGGUUCGAUUCAGCUCAGCUUCGUUAUAUAUGGGAGUCUGAAGAGUUGCGUCGUGCCAUGGAGCCUGUGGAUUUGAUUAAGAGAGUGAAGGAAAUUGAGCAAGAAGCUUAUGGCGAGCAUGGCAUGUCGACACAAGAAGAUGCCAAGCAGACGGCUGCUGUUGACUUAUCAAAAAGGCUGAAAGAUUUACGGCAAGGGAAUGAUGGCAGCAGCCCGAAAGCUCUGGAGGAAUGGCGUAAGCGGAAGAUGGAGCGGGCGAGGCAGCGAGCGAUCGAGAAGGACGGGAUAAUGCCUGGAGCAAGAACACAGUGAAAGUGUAUCAAGUGAGCGUUCCAGAACACAAGGGAGGGGGGGACGUGAGGGGGCAUUCUUCUCUUUGUCUGUAAAAUCACCCGCAACUUUGUUGUCUGGGGAUGAAAUGAAGUUUGGUGGUUGCAGGCCCUGCAAAACAAAGUUGCUGUAA